Equus quagga is the source of this 6483-nucleotide messenger RNA. It is a transcript of the gene C1GALT1, whose product is annotated as core 1 synthase, glycoprotein-N-acetylgalactosamine 3-beta-galactosyltransferase 1. The coding region runs from base 448 to 1551 and encodes 367 amino acids. The transcript has 4 exons. Lineage: Eukaryota; Metazoa; Chordata; Mammalia; Perissodactyla; Equidae. Gene Ontology annotation, cellular component: membrane. Gene Ontology annotation, molecular function: N-acetylgalactosaminide beta-1,3-galactosyltransferase activity. The record is from RefSeq and is a predicted model, not a curated record.
GGAACCCAACCCAGGGCGCGGCCAAACAGGUGUCUCGGGGUCGUCGCCGGGGUUGGGACAUGCCGGCUCCCGAGGGAGGCGCGGGGCACUUCCUGCUCCCGCAGUCUCGGCGGAGUGCCGCUGGGUCCGCCUGCCUCCCGGGCCGCUAUCUUGUUGACCUGUGGUCUCCUCUUCGUCGUGGGUCCUCCCCCUUGCCCUCGCGCGCUGGCCGCGGUCGGACGGCGGCGGUGAGGCGGGCUGCUCCCGGGGUCACGACCGGACCACCGAGCAGUCCUGCCCGCCGGGCCCUCCCCGCUGCCUCCGAGCUGCGGGUCGGGCGGGACCGGCGCUCAGGUGUGGGCAUCUUCUGCGGGAGCCGCAGGGCUGCCGCGCCGCGCGAGCGCCUGCCACAAGUGCUGGGGGCUUCCUCGGGGCUGUCUUGGAUCAUCAGAAAUACACUUUCGGGAAAUGGCCUCUAAAUCUUGGCUGAAUUUUUUAACCUUCCUCUGUGGAUCAGCAAUUGGAUUUGUUUUAUGUUCUCAGCUAUUUAAUAUUUUGUUGGGAGAGCAAGUUGACACCCAGCCUAAUAUUCUUCAUAAUGACCCUCAUGCUAGGCAUUCAGAUGAUGAUGGACAGAAUCAUCUAGAAGGACAGAUGAACUUCAAUGCAGAUGCUAACCAACAUAAAGAUGAGAACACAGACAUCGCUGAAAGCCUCUAUCAAAAGGUUAAAAUUCUUUGCUGGGUUAUGACAGGGCCUCAAAAUCUAGAGAAAAAGGCCAAACAUGUCAAAGCUACAUGGGCCCAGCAUUGUAAUAAAGUGUUGUUUAUGAGUUCAGAAGAAAAUAAAGACUUCCCUACUAUAGGAUUAAAAACCAGAGAAGGCAGAGACCAACUAUACUGGAAAACAAUUAAAGCUUUUCAGUAUGUUCAUGAUCAUUAUUUAGAAGAUGCUGAUUGGUUUAUGAAAGCAGAUGAUGAUACAUAUGUUAUACUAGACAAUUUGAGAUGGCUUCUCUCAAAGUACAGCCCUGAAGAACCCAUUUACUUUGGGAGAAGAUUUAAGCCCUAUGUAAAGCAGGGCUACAUGAGUGGAGGAGCAGGAUAUGUACUGAGCAAAGAAGCCUUGAAGAGAUUUGUUGAUGCAUUUAAGACAGAAAAAUGUACACAUAGCUCCUCCAUUGAAGAUUUAGCACUGGGGAGAUGCAUGGAAAUUAUAAAUGUAGAAGCAGGAGAUUCCAGAGAUACCACUGGAAAAGAAACUUUUCAUCCCUUUGUACCAGAACAUCACUUAAUCAAGGGUUAUCUACCUAGAACCUUUUGGUACUGGAAUUAUAACUAUUAUCCUCCUGUAGAGGGUCCUGGUUGCUGUUCUGAUCUUGCAGUUUCUUUUCACUAUGUUGAUCCUACAACUAUGUAUGAGUUAGAAUACCUCGUUUAUCAUCUUCGUCCAUAUGGUUAUUUAUACAGAUAUCAACCUGCCUUACCUAAAAAUAUACUAAAGGAAAUAAGUCAAAAAUACAAAAGUGAAGAUCCAAAAGUGAAGUUGGAAAGCCUUGAAAGAAAAACAUAAAUGAACAGAGGUAAAAUGUCUAGCACUGCACUGAAGAACUUCUGCAUUUCUGAUACAGAACACUGGAAUCUCAGUGAGGAAUUCUUUCCAAGUGAACAUUCCAUAUUAGAAAUCUUUCAUAUGAAUGACUGUAAACUGAAGCUUUAAGUGAGCUGUGAAGUCUGUUAAAAUGUGUUUUGAUACAGUAAUAUAUAUGUGAAAAAUUUGUGUUUUUAAAAUGGUGGCCAGGCAGAAGGACUAGAAAAGAGAUUUGUUACCUGUUCCUGACCACAUGUAUUAUUUUCACUGACAACCUAAAACAGUUAAAUUUGCUGAAACUACACUGCACCGUGUUAGUAACACACACAUGAUGCUAAACAGAUCUGCCUUAAAGAAAAUUUUAGAGGAAAUACUGUUGCUCAGUGUUGUUCAUAAACUCAAGACAUGAGUUUAUAUUUCCAGUAUGAUAUCUCCCGCCGACACACACAUGCAGUUUUUGUCUAAUGAAAAUUUAGCUGUGGCUAUUCGUAAUUGGCAGCAUUUCUUCCAGAAGAAGAUAGAAUAAGAAUGGCACUUGUCCUAAAGUGCAUUAAUAAAACCACAUUUUGAAAUUAUCCUGGGCCUUGACUGUAUUAUAUACUUGUUCUAAUUAGUAAUUAAUCUUGUACUGAGUCCCUGUUGUCUCUUUUCUAAAUAUGUUUAACCAUUCUUGAAUACCAUUCUCAACUAUUAGUAUUUAUUUACUCAAAACAUUAAUAGCAUUCUGUAAACAUGCAUUUUUAAGUAUUUUGUUCCCAAAUUUACCCAUAAUAAAUAGUAAAUUUAAUGCUAUUUGGGGAUGCUUUUCUUGUAUCAGUGCCACUCUCAGGAAUUACUAAGUGACAUUUUUAAUUGUUUAAAACUCUUUCCAACUACAUAGUUAUAGUUUCUUUUAUUCUCAUCCUCUUGAGAGAUGAGAAUUUGUGCCUUUCAUAACUUGUUUGAAGCAGAGCUUUGAAAUUCAUUUUUAGGAUCUGAGGUGGCUACUAGUUAAACUGGCAAAAUAAUUUGAAUACAAGAUUUUGAUCAGAGUUAAUUAAAAAUAUUAGAAAAUGCAGAGUGCUUAAACAAACUCAAUAUGUCAGAUAUUAAAAGAUACUGAAAUAAUUUAUAAAGAGCCUGAAUUUUGAUGCUGAUGUAGUAUUUGGGGAUGAUUGUCUUGCCAGUGGAUAAUUCUAACAGAGCAGAGUACCUAUUCAAGACUGUCAUCAAAAACACAUUCAUAAAUGAUUUGUUCUACUAGUGACCCUCUAUUUAAAGAAUUUCUGAAAGGAAGGAAAAUUUUAAAUUUUUUGUUGUCUUUAGCAAUAUUGUUUGUAUUGUAACAAAACAUUUUACAGACUUUGAAUAAGAUUAUCUUAAAUGUUACAAAUUUCUCUUAUGUUUAUAGUUAUGCUAAUUUUACAUGGUUGUCAUGCCAUUGACUCUGCUGCUUAGCUAAAUAGUUUAUAUUUAUUGUGCCAAAACAUGUCAAAACCAUGACCUCUUUGGAUGGUGUAUUUGAAAGAAUAUUCAUCUUAGUGGCUAAUUAUGGACUAUGCUGUCUACAUAGUGAAAGCUCACACCAGUUUUUAUCUAUUAAAUUGUUUUUUGUUUUCACAAUGAUAUUAUCUGCCAAAAUUUCAAGGCAUUCAUUCUAUUCUUUGAACAACUGUUCACCUUGGUGUGGAUAUGAAUUUAUUUGCAGUCCACAUAUGCAACUUUUUCAUACUAUAAGUAUAAAUGGUUUAUCGUAAACAUCCAAAAAACCUUAAAAUUCACUCAUAGGAAAUUAACAUUGUGAUGAAUCCUGGUGUCUGGAGUCAGACUACUUGGGUUUAAAUUCUUGCUCCAUCACUUACUAGUUUUGUAACCUUGACCAAUUUACUUAAUUUCUCUGUGCCUCAAUUUCCUCAUCUGUAAAUUAGGGACAAUAAUACUACCUACCUCACAGGAUUUUUUUGAGGAUUAAAUGAGUGAAUAUUUGUAUGACUUUUAAGACAGUGUCUGGCCCAGAGUAUGUAACAAUUAGUAUAAGAUUUUAUUAUUAUUCUGUUACCUCAGAGUGUAAAUAUUUGUUUUAAAUGAAUGAAAGAUCUGCUUUAAUCAAAUCAGAUGUUGAAGGAAAUAGUUCAUACAUUUCUUAUAAUGAAUAAUAGCUAGUUUUUGUCUGAUGCCUACUGUAUGCCAGAUGCUGUGCUUAGGGACUCUAUGUACAUUAGUGUUAAUCCUCACAAAUUGGGUGUUAUUCCCAUAUUAUGGAUCAGAAAACUGAGGCUUAGAGACUAUUAAAGUAACUUUUCUACUGUCACAAUGCUGGUAAGUAACAGAGCUAGGAUUUAUGCUCAAGUCCUGCGUGUCCUCUCUACCAUGUCAAGCCUUGAGGUUAGUCACUUAGCAUUAUUUCUGUUUUUACUUAUUGACAUGUGACAUCUGAUACAUUGGCCAGUAAUAGUCAAAUCAACCAGCCAAAUUGUCAUAGUGGUUCACAAAUUUUGUUCUUAUACUCCUGCCUGGAGCUUGUUAAAAUGGAGAUUUCAAGAUCCCAAUUCCAGAAAUUCUAAUUCUAGCAUGGAGCCCAGGAAUAUAUGUUCUUAUCAGGUAUCCCUGGGCAGUGCUUCUUAAAGUAUAGUCCCAGCCAGCAAUAUCAGCAUCACCUAGGAACUUGUUGAACUGCAACCUCUCCUGCCCUCCCAACCCCUGCCACCGGGCCUACUAAAUCAGAAGCUCUAGGGGUGGAGGGUAGCAGUUAUGUUUAAACAAGUCCUUCAGUCCUGUUCAUGCUAGUUUGAGAACCAUUGUCCUAAGACCUAGGUGAUUCUGAUGGCAAAUGAUCCUUGAAACACGCUGACAAUUACUGCCCCAGAAGUAAAAUGUCUUUCAAAGAUUUAGAUAAAGCAUGUUUUAAAUCAGCGUGGUUCAAGAUCACACUGCAUUAAAUGUGAAAGACUUUAAAGAUACUUUAAAGGAUCAGUGCAUCAUUCAUUUUGGCAAAAUUCGUUAGCUUCUUCAGAGUGACUAACAUGAGGACCCACAGUAAAAUCUGUAAUUCUCCAAGGUUAGUAGUUUCACAUUGGGGCAGGAAGGGUUCAUUAAGUACUAGUAAGUACAUACUAAUUCAUUAAAAGCAUAGCUAAAUAAGUGUCAUCAAAAAUGUUCACAAUUGUUAGUAAAAAAUUUAAGUAGAGGUAGCAAAAAACUAUUAUAUAAUAUGCAGAAUGUUAUUCUGCUAGUUGAUAUUAUCAAAAUUUCAUCACUUUCAAGAAUCAGUUGAUUGUCUUAUAUGUCCUAAUAAAGCAAAAAAUUCUCCAAGUAUUUGAUAGAGCACAUAAAACCAAUUUUCGUGGUCAUAAUGACUUAUCAUCUUUUAAAUUAAGAUCUUUAUCAUUUGGAUAAGUGAUUUUAUUGUGGUCUCAAAACAUAAGACUUUUGUUAUCUUAUGUUUUCUGAUCACAGUACACUGGUAUUUUCAAAUAGAAAGGUCACAGAUGAUACAAAGCAGAGUUUUGUUCCAGAGUUACACUUAUUUGUUUUCAAAUACCUUAAAUUUUAGAGGAGUUUUUGUUUCUGUAAGAAGAUUCUAAAAUAAAUUACUAGUUUUUUAUAUUUUUUGAAAUAUGGUAAAAUUAGAUUUGAGCAUUAAAUUUGCUUAUAGUUAUUGUCAUAGUUGUUUCUUGAGUAUUAAUUUUUCAGUUACUUGAGCCUAUUAAACUGUAUUCCUACCAGAUUGAGGCUUGAAAAAUCCCUCACUUGAUUGAUUAGAUCAAGUCCAUCCUUUUAUUUUUCAUUUCAAUUUUCAGUUCAUUAGAGUAUUCUUUGUAUUUAUUACCCUUCAUUUCCUCUAUAAUUAAUUUCCAUUUUCUAACUACUUUUAAUGCUGCCUUUACAAGGUUAAUUUGGCUGUUAUUAGUGAUUAGAAUUUGUAUCACUUAGUGAUAAUGUUAUACCUAUUAACUUUAGGUUUCUCUAUGAGAUUGGCAGUAAAAAUCUGUCCAAUAAUAAUGCCUGCUGGCUCUCAGGAUACUUGCCCUGCUUAAACAUCUACAAUUUUAAACUAAUGCUAGAUAGACUAUUAUUAAAUGAAGUAAAGUUAUUUGGAUUCCACCACUUCCCUCCCUUCCCUUUUCUCAAAAACAAACAAAAAACUCAGUUGCCUCAUUUCUCUACUUCUUUAUAUAGGCCUGACAGAAACAUACUUAAGAAAUCUGGGAGACAACCUGUGGUUUAUUUUAUGCUAAAUGUAACUUCUAUUGAUUUUUUUUAAAUGACUUAUGUUUAUAUAUUGAGUUGAAAUAGAAAUUUAAUACAGAUUAGAAUAAGAAAUUUUACAAAUUCUCUUUAGAGAAAACACUCCAAAACUAGUUUAGAGUUAAAUAGUACUCUAUUUCAACUCCUUUACCUCUCUAGUUUUCAGUUUAUAUCAGUUAAGUUUAAAUAACUUUGCAGGGCCCUGCAAAUUAAUAAUCCAUAUAAAGUAUAUUAUUAGAGGGAAACUAAUCUUACUGCUAAGCAGUGUGUUAUAUUACACAGUGAAUGUUUGUGUUUUGGAAUUUUAAAAUUAUGUAAGAUAAUAGUAUCAUAAAUGGUUUAAGAAUGUCUGGUGACUUGCUUAUUUUAAGUGAUCACCAAUAAGUCAGAAAAAUGUAUUUUUAAAUGUUUUUUCAAGUGCCUUUGAACAUUUUUAAACAAUGGAUUUAAGCAACCGCAUAAAAUAAAUUACCAUGUUUAAAGCUGUUUUAUCUGAUUAUUUUUAACUGAUGUAAAAGUUGCCAGAGAAACAUUGUCUCUUAUGGAUAGUUUUGGGGUUAUUUUACCAAAAAUAUUUUAAAUUGUUUUCCGAUCAAAGUUCUUUAGUUUGAAUAGGCUUAAGUAGUUUUUACUACAGUGUAUAUUAUUUUUCCUUAAAGCAAUAAAAUAUCCCACCUCUAAUUUUGA